AUGGCCUUACAUCUUGAUCGCAAGACUUUGGAGAACAUGAAGCGAGUUGAUCUCCAGAAACUAUGCAAAGACCACGGGAUAAAAGCCAACCUAAAGUCUGAGGCCCUUGUCGACCUACUCUUGGAUACUAUGCAACCGCGUACUCGUCCAGUCCCUGACACACAGGCAAGGCGGUCGGCUUCUAUCAGGGUUGUCAGUCGUUCCACAAUCGACUCUCGCCCGAGAGGGAUGUCAGGCAGUUCCGUCAUUAUACAUGACACUGACGACGAAGAAGAGACUGCAGCGGAAGGUGUUGGUCGACCAACCCUAGCAGGGGGGAGUGGUGCACGCGCUAUUACAAGGUCGCUGAGUGUCCCGAAAACACCACGGGGGAAAGUGAGUAGGAGUAUCAAGCCAUCGGAAGCCCCCAUUCAGGAGGAAGAGGAACCUACAGAGGCAGAAGGUUUGUACUUUGACUUGGAUACUGCGCCUCGUGUUCUCAUUCUCGACCCUCACAAAGCCGCUGUGGCGGGUCCGUCGGGGACGCAGCAUGACCUGGGCCUUCCUCAGGGUAGCCUAUUCGGAGGAGAGGGCGCCUCAUCAUCUCGCAUACCUGAAGAGUCUAACCAUUAUACGGAUGCAAUAAUGCAACCGCUAAAGCAACAAAUGCAGUCGCUGCAGGCAGAAUUGCAACAGCUGACCCUGCAGGUGGCUGACAUUCAGACACUCAAAACACAGCUGUCAGGACUAACGUCCGAAGUCGAGAGGCUCCGCUCCGAGACCAGCCGUAUAGCACAGCUUGAAGCUGAGAUCGAAACUCUCAAGGAGGCUGCAUUCGCAGGCGCGAUUUCUUCGUCUCCCCGUCAAUCUGCCAAAAGCGCAGGGAAGGCCCGCGCGAUAGACCAGCACAGCAGUCCACCAACGAUAAUUUCUCCCAUGGAAGUCGACGACCAACCAUCAGAGCCCACUGUACAAGGCGGUAAGACGGCUAAUCCGUCCACUGCUGGGCUGUCUCAGAGUCUUCUGGGCAAGCGGCUAAGGGAUUCAGAUGAUAGCCCUGGCACAGGGGCCGCCGAUGCAGGCAAAACAGGCGAGAAGGAACUUGAGCAAGGCGUGAUUCGACCUACGAAGAAACGUGCAAAACUUAGUCCGAAGGUGCCGGGUGGUUUACGGUCUUCUUCUCACGAGUCUCCGCCUCUCGAGGACACCGCACCCGCACCCGCACCUAGUCGGCCCGCAUUCACCGUGUUUAGUGGACCAGAAGAACAAGAACUCCUAGAGACGUAUAGUGAUCCCCCACCGAAUUUAUCGGAUUACCUCGACCUGCCGCCAGCCGGAUUCGCCCCUCCUGUCGGCAACGGGAAUGGUCACGGGCCUGUGACUGCUACGGCAAACGCGAACGAGAACGUUCAACAGGCUACUACUACUCCGUUCACUUUCACUUUUAGCCAUCCAAUGUUCCCUCCGGUCACGUCUACGCCCGUUGGCCCGUAUGGCGAAACCAUGCCGUCGUUCAUAUACCCCGAGCCCCCAAUCUCACCCACUCCCGGCGCGACUACAAGCCCUAUAGGUGGGUAUAUUGAUCGUGGCGGUAGGCGUGAACGCAAUGAUCUGUUCCACCCACUGGGCCCACCCAGGCGGCCGCGCUCCGCUGCUACACAGGCGUCCCGUCCACAGUCUAGUGAAAGUCCAGGCGCAGAAGGCACCGUUAAUCCCGCGGCGCUGAUGCGCACACCGUCGUUGGCCACGGUACCCGAGCUCGGCGCCGAGCCCACGCCGAUAUCGAGCACGGAGGUCGGGCACGGCCUUGGGUUGACUGCGCUGCCUCUUCCGCCGGAUACGCCGGCUGCGCCCAUGAAACGGACAAUGUAUGGCACGGAGCUCGAGGCGGAUACACGGUUCGGGGACUUCGGUGUCGAGGGUGUUGCCACGGGGUUCUGGACGGGAAGGGCGCCGCGUUUUUGA
Molecule: messenger RNA, 1944 nt
Organism: Postia placenta MAD-698-R-SB12
Lineage: Eukaryota; Fungi; Basidiomycota; Agaricomycetes; Polyporales; Adustoporiaceae
Exons: 6
Coding region: 1-1944 (647 amino acids)
Source: RefSeq, a predicted model, not a curated record